Bombina bombina (fire-bellied toad) is the source of this 599-nucleotide messenger RNA. Its product is annotated as ribonuclease H1-like. Gene Ontology annotation, biological process: DNA replication, removal of RNA primer. The record is from RefSeq and is a predicted model, not a curated record. NCBI's taxonomy places the organism in Eukaryota, Metazoa, Chordata, Amphibia, Anura, Bombinatoridae. The transcript is spliced from 2 exons. Gene Ontology annotation, molecular function: RNA-DNA hybrid ribonuclease activity; nucleic acid binding.
AUGGCUCAGAUAGGCCCUCCAACUUAUCCAAAUGCAAGAUUUAAGAAAUUCCCAUUGUAUCGACAAUCAAGAGAGUUUGUAGAGAGCAGUGAUGAUGACUCAUCACCAGGACAGUCAGCUGAUGUGUACACUGAUGGCUGCUGUUAUCAAAAUGGCCGUUAUGGAGCAAGUGGUGGAAUUGGUGUUUACUGGGGCCCAGAUAACUCACAAAAUGUUUAAAAAAGGCUGGAAGGGAGGCAGACCAAUCAAAGGGCUGAAAUUGAGGCUGCUUGUACAGCUGUGGAACAGGCCAGGAGUCAAAAUAUCACAAGACUUAAUAUUCAUACGGACAGCAAGUUUACAAUAAACGGUGCGACUAAAUGGGUUCAUUCAUGGAAGAAGAAUGGUUGGAAAACCAGCACUGGCGGAGAUGUAAUUAACAAGAAUGACUUUAAGAAGCUUGAACAGUUAUGUGAGGGUAUGGAAGUAAAAUGGAAACAUGUGCCUGGACUUUCUGGUAACAUAGGAAAUGAAAUGGCUGACCGUCUGGCAAGAAGAGGAACUAAAAAUGAGUGCAAAAACUGAUGUUCAUGCCAUAGUUCUGACACCGACAGCAGAAA